AUGUCGCUACCGCGCGGCUCCAAGAAAAAAGACAAACGCAUUUUGUCGGCCACCUGCCCGGACCCCAAGUGUCAGGCAAGCCUGUUCUUCCCGGCACACUGCUCCGUUAGCAUCGAGUGCACCGAAUGCGGCCAGCGUCACGAGCAGAAGAACCUGCUCAACGUCCAAGAGGUGACCGAUCCAGAUGUGGUGCUCCACAACCUGCUCAGGAACGCCCUGCUGGGCGUCGCGGGCGCCCCGAAAAAAGGCAAGGCAACUGAGCUAGUCAAGGUGAUGGGGCUGUCCAACUACCAUUGCAAGCUGCUCUCUCCCGUUCUGACCCGCUACGGUAUGGACAAACUGAGCGGUAAAGCCAAGCUGCUGAGGGACAUGAACCAGGGCGAGACCUUCGACUGCUCGCUGCUGGGCGACCGGGCCUUCCUCAUUGAGCCUGACCAUGUGUCCACCAUGGGCUACGGCAAGGACCGCUCGGGAAGCCUGCUCUACCUCCACGACACCCUGGAUGAAAUCAAGCGGGCCAACGGCAACCGUGAGUGUCUCAUCCCUGUUCAUGUGGACGGAGAUGGCCACUGCCUGGUUCACGCCGUGUCUCGGGCGCUAGUGGGCCGCGAACUGUUCUGGCACGCCCUGCGCGAGAACCUGAAACAGAACUUCAAGCAGAACCUUGACCGCUACAAGGACCUGUUCCAGGACUUCAUCGACGCCGAAGAGUGGGAGGACAUCGUCAACGAGUGCGACCCGCUUUUCGUCCCGCCCGAAGGAGUGCCGCUUGGACUCCGCAACAUCCACAUCUUCGGCCUGGCCAACGUCCUGCAUCGGCCUAUCAUCCUGCUGGACUCGCUGAGCGGCAUGAGGAGCUCCGGGGAUUACUCAGCCACCUUUCUGCCGGGCCUGGUGGCCGAGGAGCGGUGCCGUGCAAAAGAUGGCGAGCUCAACAAGCCCAUAUGCAUCGCCUGGAGCAGCUCCGGGCGGAACCACUACAUCCCGCUGGUGGGCAUCAAGAACACAGAGCUACCCCGGCUGCCACCCCACCUGCUCCCCAAGGCCUGGGGAGUCCCACAGCAGCUCAUCCAGAAGUACAUCAAGGCCGAAGCGGACGGCGGCUGCGUGAUCGGCGGCGACCGUAGCCUGCGGGACACCUACAUCAUGCGGCUGGUGGGCGCCAUGGAAGAAGUCUUCAUGGAGAAGCACGGCAUCCACCCGGCGCUGGUGGCCGACAUGCACCAGUGGGUCUACCGGCGCACCGGCGUCAUCGGCAUUCAGCCCGAGGAGGUGACAGAGGCGGCCAAGAAGUCAGUGGCAGAGAACCGCCUCCACCGCUGCCUGGUCUGCGGUGCCCUCUCGGAGCUCCACGUGCCGCCCGACUGGCUGGUGCCGGGCGGAAAGCUCCACAACCUGGCCAAAUCCACCCACGGUCAGCUGCGGCCCGACAAGAACUACAGCUUCCCGCUCAACAAUGUGGUGUGCUCGUACGACCCGCAGAGCGACGCCCUCCUGCCCGACUAUAAGCUCAGCUCGCUCGACACUUGCAACUGGUGCCGGGGCGCCUCGGUGCGCCGCGUUCGGGCCAAUGGCCUGGUGGUCUACCUGGACGGCGACCGGACCGACACACGCUCACAAGGCGGCAAGUGUGGCUGCGGUUUCAAGCACUUUUGGGAAGGCAAGGAGUACGACAACCUCCCGGAGGCCUUCCCCAUCACGCUGGAGUGGGGAGGCCGCGCAGUCCGGGAGACGGUGCACUGGUUCCAGUAUGAGGGCGACCCGGCGCUCAACAGCAACGUAUACGACGUGGCCACCAAACUGGUCACCAAGCACUUCCCGGGCGAGUUUGGCAGCGAGAUCCUGGUGCAGAAGGUGGUCGACACCAUCCUGCGCCACACCGCCAAGAGGAACCCGGACGAGUACAACCCUGUGGCAGUGGACGGCGCCCACGACCGGCGCCUCACCGCCGCUGCGGAGAGCUCUCCGCCAGCGACGGCAGACCUGCCCACCAAGAUCAUCCUGACAGGGCCAAAAGGCAAGACACUCCACAAGGAGGAGCUGACCAUGAGCCAGGCUGAGCGUGACCUCCAGCAGAGCAUCAGCAACCGAGCCCCGGUCUUGCAGCGCCGCAGCGAGCGUGUCAAGCUGGACCCCAAGGAUCGCUCCCCAGGCACCCCCGCGCCCUCCUCAGCACCGGCCACCCCCACCAAGUCCUCGGCGGCUCCGGCGCAGUCCGGCGGGGAGAAGAAAAUCCGCGUGAGCGCCGGCGACGGCCGGAUGGCCACCCUGACGCUGGGGCCCCACGCGUCCUACUCGGACCUCCGCAACAGCAUCGCCGAGCACUUCGGGGUGGCACCCGGCCACAUGUGCAUCCGCUACGGCUUCCCCCCUCGGGAGCUGCCGCCGCCAGCCGCCGGCCACGAAAAGGAGCCGGUGGCGCUGAGGCACGGCGACCGGGUCACGCUGGAAAUCCUGAAAGGCGCCGACGAGGAGGCCGCGCCCGCUUCUGGGCCCCCGCUAGAGAAUGAGGAUGCCAUGGCAUUGGCCAGGAUGAGUGAGCGUGACCUUCAGGACAGCAUUGACCUUGAGAUGUCCUCGCUGUGUCUGCUGGCGACCUUGAUGGGCGAGGACGUGUGGUCGUAUGCCAAGAAGCUGCCACACUUGUUCCAGCAGGGCGGCGUCUUCUACAACAUCGUCAAAAAGGACAUGGGCCUGAUGAACGGGAAGCACUGUACGCUGCCACACCUGACGGGUCGCACCUUCGUCUACAAUGCGGCGGCGGCCCGCGUCGAGUUGUGCGCGGACACCGCCGGCCACUUCGAGGUGUGCGGCGAAGUGGAAGAGCGCGUGAAGGAGGCGCUGGCGCGGCUGCGCUCAGAUGCCUCCGGCGGCAGCAGGGAGGGCAGCCCGUCGCACGGCGGCCUGCGGCUGGGCGGCGGCGGCGCGGUGCGCAAGAAGGAGCAGCUGCAUACAGUCCAGGCCUUCCAGGGAAAGGGUCACUCGCUGGGUAGCCGCGGCGCCUCCCCUCCGCCGCUGGAGCGCCGGCCCAUUGCGCGCCAGCACAGCAGCGGCGUGGACCUCAGUGCCGGCGUGUCCUGCGGCGGACCCCCCGACCCGUCCCACAUCCCGGAGAGCGCCGGGCGCGAGCUGGUGCGCAUGGCGCCGGGCUUCAUGACGAUGAAGGACAGCCGCGGCCUGGACCCCGUCCUCAUGGAGCAGCAGCGCCGCAAACUGCAGGAAAUGGUCUCCUCCAUCCAGGCCUCGGUGGAGCGACACCUGCGCCGACAGCCCGCGCCCGGCGGACGGACCAUUGGUGGGCAGGAAGAUGCUGGCGGGAAGACCGAGGAGGAGGAAGACAUGGAGAGCCAGGACGGGGAGCGGGCCGAACCCAUGGACCACUCCUGAUCUUCGCCCUCGCUGAAUGCCGACUGCGGUUGGAAAAGGCCGCUGUGCUCGCCCGCGUUCUUAAGGCGCACAUGCCACUGAAUAAGUAGGCUUCUCGACAUAUGUAAAUCGUGCGCACGUUUUGUGUAUCUCUGGCGCAGAGCUGAUUAAGUUGCGUUUGCGUGUGAUACGAAUGGCACGUUUGACCUUGUGAGAUAUGUAAGAAGCGUGUGCGACGUAAGUUGCGCGCUUGUGAGAUACGUUGCUUGCAUAAUUUGUACUUAGAUGUGUCAAGUGCGAGUGCAACUUUUGCAUCAUGCGACUGAUAUUU
Molecule: messenger RNA, 3697 nt
Organism: Hippocampus comes (tiger tail seahorse)
Lineage: Eukaryota; Metazoa; Chordata; Actinopteri; Syngnathiformes; Syngnathidae
Gene: vcpip1
Product: valosin containing protein (p97)/p47 complex interacting protein 1
Exons: 3
Coding region: 1-3387 (1128 amino acids)
Biological process (GO): protein K48-linked deubiquitination; Golgi reassembly; protein ubiquitination
Molecular function (GO): cysteine-type deubiquitinase activity
Source: RefSeq, a predicted model, not a curated record